Messenger RNA from Torulaspora globosa, 861 nucleotides. It is a transcript of the gene MEK1, whose product is annotated as serine/threonine protein kinase MEK1. NCBI's taxonomy places the organism in Eukaryota, Fungi, Ascomycota, Saccharomycetes, Saccharomycetales, Saccharomycetaceae. The transcript has a single exon. Gene Ontology annotation, molecular function: protein kinase activity; protein binding; ATP binding. The record is from RefSeq and is a predicted model, not a curated record. The coding region runs from base 1 to 861 and encodes 286 amino acids. Gene Ontology annotation, biological process: protein phosphorylation.
AUGAGCGAGACUAUGCUGGGAUAUCUGGAGAUGAUUGGCGGGAGCGACGAUGACUCGGAUGAAACUAUGACUAGCAUGACCCUCGGCGGCUAUCCUCGGCGGCUGGCGAUAUGCAAACACAGAAUGCUGAAACUGGGACGCAAUGAGAAAGAAUGUGACUUGGUGCUUCAGGAUCCUGCAAUAUCUUCGAUUCAUUGUGUUUUUUGGGCGAUUCUUUUCGAUGAAGAAAGCUCGCCAAUGUGCUACGUUAAGGAUUGCUCGCUGAAUGGCACCUACAUGAACGGAUCCCUGCUAAAGAGGAAUAGCGCGUAUCUACUACAGGAUGGGGACCUCAUAUCUCUCCAUGACCGGGUUGGGAAGGUUUUCAGGUUUUCAGGGUUGGGACAGGCGGCUAAUCCGCAGCUUAUCGAGCAGAUGGGGUUUCAGAGAAGAGUGAACGACUGGGAGGUGACUUCAAGAGUUAUAGGAAACGGGACUUUUGGACAUGUUCUGGUGGCGUAUAGGAAUUCCAAAAACGUUCAGGAGAGGACGAGUUUGAUUCCUCAGCACUCGCCGGAAAACUACGCCGUCAAAAUCAUCAAGCUGAAACCCAAUAAAUUGGAUAAAGAGGCCAAGAUUCUCCUCAAAUUGAAUCAUGUAUGUUCAGACACAUUUUCGCGCAUGAACACUGACAGAGAAGUGGGAAUAGAUACUAACAUAUUUGUUAAUGGCAGCCUAACAUCAUCCAAGUGCAUCACACAUAUUGUGACCAAAAGGAUAACCUAUAUAUUUUCCAAGAUUUGCUACCAGGAGGAGACUUGUUCUCGUAUUUGGCCAAAGGGGAUUGCCUGGCAUCGAUCUCAGAAACCGAAUCUCUCAUAA